AUGGCCGAGUUGACGUCGAGCAAGGAGAUUGGGUCCAAAUUCGUGGAUCCCCCAACCUUUGACAUCGCGAAGUCCUACGCCGACUCUGUGAGCACGACGCCCCUGAUUUUCAUCCUCAGCCCGGGCACCGACCCCGUGGCCGAUGUGAUCCGCUUCGCCGAGCAGUUGGGAAUGUCGAAGAAGUUCGAGCCGAUCUCGUUGGGGCAGGGGCAAGGGCCCAAAGCCCAGCGAAUGAUCGACUCGGCGAGGCAGAGCGGAGGCUGGGUGCUGCUUUCCAACUGUCACCUGAUGCAGUCCUGGAUGUCAACGCUGGAAGCCAUUGUGGAGCAGCUCGAUCCGGAGACGAUGUCGAACAACUUCCGGCUUUGGCUCACCUCCAUGCCGGCGAAGACCUUCCCUGUGCAGGUUCUGCAGAAUGGCAUCAAGAUGACCAACGAGCCUCCGUCUGGACUUCGUGCCAAUCUGCUGCGCUCGUACAGCUCGGUCACAGAUCGGCUUUUCGAGGAGUCGGACAAGCCCGGCGUCUUCAGGACACUAUUGUUCGGCUUUUGCUUCUUCCACGCGGUAGUCCAGGACCGCCGAAAGUUUGGGCCCAUCGGCUGGAACAUCCCCUAUGGCUUCACGCCGGAGGACUUGGCAGUGUGUCGCCAGCAGCUGAUGCUCUUCGUGAACAAGUACAAGGAUGUGCCGUACAAAGUUCUCAACUUCCUUGGGGCCCAGAUCAACUACGGUGGGCGCGUCACAGAUGACAAAGACAAGCUGCUGAUCUCCACGAUCCUGGCUACGUACAUAUGUCCAGAAGCGGUGAACGGAAUGGACCAAUACAAGUACUCUGCCAGUGGCCUCUACUACGCCCCUCCCUGCGAGACCGUUGAGGACUUCAUCGAAUACAUCCGGAGCUUGCCGCUCUACCCGAUGCCCGAAGCCUUUGGCCUUCAUGACAACUGCAAUAUCACCUGUGCGCAGGAUGAGGCGUUCAAGCUACUGGUGGGUAUGCAGAGCAUGGUCUCUGCCGGAGGGGGUGGCGGAGAUGGCAAGUCCGCAGAUGAUGUCAUGGAUGCAACUGCAGCAUCCAUCCAGGACAAGCUGCCAAAACCCUUCCCGCUGGAUGUUUGUGAGCAGAAGUUCCCCACCAGAUACGAGGAAUCCAUGAACACCGUUGUCAAGCAAGAGUGCCUCCGUUACAACAAGCUGCUUACAACCAUGGACAGCUCGCUGAAGGCAUUCCGCAAGGCCAUCAAAGGCCUGAUUGUCAUGACCGCCGAGCUGGAAGAGCUGGGGAAACAACUCUUCAUUAACGAGGUGCCAGAGAUGUGGUCCAAGAAGGGCCCUCUUUCGUUGAAGCCGCUGAGCAGUUGGUUUCCGGACAUUCUGGCGCGGGUGGCCUUCUUCCAGAACUGGAAUGAUUUGGGGCGCACGCCGCCGGUGCACUGGAUCAGUGGAAUCUUCUUCCCCCAGGCCUUCUUCACCGGUGCCAUGCAGAACUAUGCCCGGAAGCAUGGCGAAGAGAUCGAUCUCUUGUCCUUCUCGCAAAAGGUCAUGGACAACAUUGUCAACCCCAAGCGGGAAUUGAUUGUUGCUCCGGAGGAUGGUGUCUACAUCUACGGCCUAUUCAUGGAAGGCGCACGCUGGGACAACGACACCCACAUGGUUCAGGAGUCCCAGCCGAAAGUGCUCUUCACGGAAUUGCCUUCGUUUUGGUUCUUGCCGGUCAAGGACCGCAAGCCCAACCCGAAAGACUACCGCUGCCCAACCUACAAGGUCCUCUCACGCAAGGGGACGCUGCUAACGACCGGGCACUCGACGAACUUCGUGCUCUACCUCGAACUCCCGACAGAUCAGGCUGGGCAUCCGCACCUAGCCUCUCUCGCAAAAAGUCUUGCCGAAUCAACGGUGAGUUUCAGAGCGUACACGUGUGAGUACAUAAGGAUUAGAUUGGGUGUUCUUCAAGGGCUAUUCAUAUUUUGA
Messenger RNA from Symbiodinium sp. CCMP2456, 1968 nucleotides. The record is from the annotation of a GenBank genome assembly. Lineage: Eukaryota; Dinophyceae; Suessiales; Symbiodiniaceae.